This is a messenger RNA of Paramuricea clavata, 703 nucleotides long. Lineage: Eukaryota; Metazoa; Cnidaria; Anthozoa; Malacalcyonacea; Plexauridae. The record is from the annotation of a GenBank genome assembly.
AUGGAGACGGAUUCGUUUAUCCAAGCGCUAAGGAAGUUCAUUUAUAGAAGAGGCCCAGUCCGAGAAAUUCGCUUUGACAGAGGAACGAACUUCAUCGGUGCGGAAAACGAGCUCAAAAGAGCAAUCGAGGAGAUUGAUGGCGAAAAGGUGAAGACAGAGCUACUGAAAGACAAUAUCGAUUGGAUUAAGAAUCCAGGCUCCGCGAGCAACUUUGGAGGCGUGUGGGAAAGACAAAUUCGGUCAAUCAGGAACGUCAUGAAUGCGCUUAUGAAGUAACGCGGGACUCAAAUGGACGAAGAAAUCUUGAGAACAUUCUUAUGUGAAGCAGAAGCCACAGUCAAUAGCAGACCUUUGACAGUAGAAACCCUCAACGAUCCCCUUUCUGAACCACCAUUAUCUCCAAGCAUGCUUCUUACAGGAAAGACGAAGCUUGUAUUGCACCCGCCGGGAGAAUUCAAGGGAGAAGACAUGUAUUGCAAGAAGAAAUGGAGAACAGCAUUUAGUGCAAGAGUUUUGGCAAAGAUGGAGCAAGGAAUACUUGCAGCAACUGCAAUCGAGAUACAAGUGGACGCAACCAAAGAGGAAUGUUACGACGGGAGAUGUUGUCUUGCUGCGAGAAGUUCAAUAUCCAAGAAAUAAAUGGCCACUGGCUAAAGUUGUACGUGCUUAUCCAGAUCAUCAAGGCCAAGUUAGAUCGGUUACG